Acipenser ruthenus (sterlet) is the source of this 3254-nucleotide messenger RNA. RefSeq names its product solute carrier family 5 member 12 (gene slc5a12). Gene Ontology annotation, cellular component: membrane. Gene Ontology annotation, molecular function: symporter activity. Gene Ontology annotation, biological process: sodium ion transport; transmembrane transport. Bases 809 to 2704 code for a protein of 631 amino acids. NCBI's taxonomy places the organism in Eukaryota, Metazoa, Chordata, Actinopteri, Acipenseriformes, Acipenseridae. The record is from RefSeq and is a predicted model, not a curated record. The transcript is spliced from 15 exons.
CCACACAUUGACCCAAUUGGUAAUUGACUUUUUCAGAGAAUAGCAGUUGACGGUAAGCAAAGUCCACUUUGUCUGCACUCAGCAGUUUAAAAAUGGGUUCUGGUGAAGAAUAAUUAACCAAUUGUGACCUACCCAUUACUGGUUUAACUGUGUUGAUAAUUUUUAAUUUUAUUUUAACCAGGAAUGGGUUUUGCUGUGUCUUCUGUACAUAACCCAACCCCCACUUUCUUCUGCAAUGAGUAUAGAAGCAUGACAUGGGAAAGCCUACAGUAUAUAUCUGCUAUAAAAUGUCCAGUUUGCAUGAAAACAGUCGUAUCUAGGCUAUCAAGUGCAAAUUUGACAAUCAAUAGCCUUUACCUAUUUGAAGCACAAACAUAACAAUCGAAGAAAAAAAAAGAAAAAUUCCAGAGAGCACAGAAAACAAGCCCUUCCUUUCACUGAGUAUAAUCAUUAAUGAGGAAGAAAAACUAUUAUCUCAGUAAGCAGCGUAUCACAUCAUCACACUUUCCAUUAACUGUACUAUAACUACCAAUACCUUAUCCAUUAUGAUUGGCACAUUGAGCUGCUAUAUAAAGAAACAGCCUUCUUUUGAUUGCUUCCAGUUUAUAUUAGCUCGGCAGGUGAGAUCUUGGAAAAGCACCCUGACAAUCUGCAAAGGGUUCUAGGUGCUGUUCACUUUGUCUUUCUGAUCUGCGAGCGGCGUGCCCUUCCUACUUUGCACCAAACCCCCAGGAGAGGAGAAGCUGCACUCUGACGAGUCUUGGUUGUCUUGCACCAGGCUGCAGUUGUGAAGCCAUCGCAUUGUGAGAUGCCAGAGUUUGUCAGUCCUGGGGUGGGUGUCUUCAGCACUUGGGAUUAUGUGGUGUUUGCAGCCCUGUUCGUGGUCUCCUCUGGGAUUGGGAUCUUCUUUGCAGUGAAGGAGAGGAAGAAGGCCUCCUCCAGGGAGUUCCUGGUAGGAGGGAAGCAGAUGAGCUGCGUACCAGUGGCCCUGUCCCUCACCGCCAGCUUCAUGUCAGCAGUGACCGUGCUGGGGGCCCCCUCUGAGGUGUACCGUUUCGGGGGGGCCUUCAUCCUCUUUGGGUUUUCCUAUUCCAUGGUAGUCCUUUUCACAGCUGAGCUCUUCGUUCCUGUUUUCUACAGGUCUGGGAUUACCAGCACCUAUGAGUACUUGGAGCUGCGGUUCAAUAAGACCGUUCGCAUUGCUGCUACCUUAAUCUACAUCAUGCAAACGAUUGUCUAUACAGGAGUUGUGGUGUACGCUCCUGCUCUCGCUCUCAAUCAAGUGACUGGCUUCAAUUUGUGGGGCUCCAUAUUUGCAACUGGCAUCGUCUGCACCUUUUACUGUACACUGGGUGGGCUGAAAGCAGUGGUGUGGACAGAUGCAUUUCAGAUGGUUGUGAUGGUGCUGGGGUUCCUGACGGUCCUGAUUCAAGGAACCAUUGUUAACGGAGGGUUGACCAGUGCAUGGGAGAAAGCGGAGGCAGGGUCCAGACUGGGGGUCUUUGAUUUUGAUCCAGAUCCUUUAAGACGGCACACCUUUUGGACAAUAACCGUUGGGGGAACCUUCACUUGGCUGGGAAUCUAUGGGGUCAACCAGUCCACCAUCCAACGGUGUAUCUCAUGCAAAUCAGAGAAGCAUGCUAAACUUGCACUCUAUCUCAAUCUCAUUGGACUGUGGGUGAUCCUGGGCUGUGCAGUGUUUUCAGGGCUCCUGAUGUUUGCCUACUACAGAAACUGUGAUCCCUGGACUGCCGGGUUCGUGUCGGCUCCUGAUCAGCUCAUGCCCUACUUUGUCAUGGACAUACUGGGCAGCCUCCCUGGACUUCCGGGGCUGUUUGUUGCCUGUGCUUUUAGUGGCACAUUAAGCACUGUAGCAGCCAGCAUCAAUGCACUCGCAACCGUGACCUAUGAAGAUUUAGUGAAGAAUUGCUUUAAGAAUCUCUCCAACAGACUGGGCACAUGGAUCAGCAAGGGACUGUGUAUAGUGUUUGGGGUGGCCUGCACCUCAAUGGCAGUAGCUGCAUCACAGAUGGGUGGAGUUGUGCAGGCUGCACUGAGCAUUCACGGGAUGUGUGGGGGCCCUAUGCUGGGACUGUUCUCUCUGGGCAUCUUGUUUCCAUGGACAAACUGGAAGGGGGCUGCUGGGGGCCUGGUGAUGGGAAUUGCCAUGUCUUUCUGGGUGGGAAUUGGAGGAUUUGUUUACCCUGCGGGUCCUGACAAAGCAUUUCCCUUGCCGCUCAGCACCAACAGCUGCCUCCCACUAAACACCACAGACAUCAUAAGCACACUGGCACCCACCCCAGCCCCAGAGAGACCUGCGCUGGCAGAUACCUGGUACUCCAUGUCUUACCUUUACUACAGUGCUGUGGGCUGGAUUGCGACUGUGAUCGCUGGCUUGCUGAUAACGUCAUUAACAGGUCCUAACCGUGGUGAAGACGUGAACCCAGUCCUGAUACGUCCGGUCUGCAACCUACUCUGUUUCUGGUCUGAGAAAUACAAAAAGAUGUGCUGGUGUGGGGUUCAGCACGAUGCAGACUGCAUGGAAUUUCACGAUAACGGUGCCUUUUCGAUGAAACCAGAAACAUCUACGAAUAAAGAGCCACAGAACGGUUUAAACAAAGACACUGAGAACACCAUGUCUGGUUACAACUCAGAAGAGAAGUCCUACAGCAACGCAGGGCUGUCGAAGGACACAUAUUUCUAAUCAUCCAACAGUCUACUGGUGACAGUUGACUUUAAAGCAAAUCUGUUUCAUCAGUGCUAGAAAAAUGUUUACUUGGAACACUUUAAAAGGAAUGUACUGAGGAUAUUGCAGUGUUUAACAAGGGAUCGCAAACCUUGUACUACUGCUAAUUGUUAUUGAAAUGCAAGCAGUGGAUAUAGUAUUCAGGUUAUGUGCGUUAAUAGCAUUGUAACUCACUAGGAUUCACCUAUUGUAAACACGAUAAAGGUGGCUCAGUUUGGUCUGGACUCUGCACUAUUGAUUUCCUGUGGUUUGGGCCCAUUUCAAACCCAGUUAUUAAAAACGCCAAUCAACAAUAUAUUAAAAGGUUUUUUUAAUAAAGACACUAAAAGAAUGUAAGUAAAAGAGGGUACAUUUUUAUACUUUCUAUGGUGCAGCAUGCCUAAAGGUUUGAUUGUUUUGGUAUUUGCUGUUCUUUUUAGUGCUAAACAGACUUGGCAACUAAACAGACUAAAUUAUUUAAUUUGUUAAGCAAUCUCUGUGUAAUAAAACUUCAAAUAAAAACAGACAA